AUGCCUACAGAUCUCGAGAACGCGAGACUCAUGCUCCUUUGCCUGCAAUUCAGCACCGCCACCACCUUCGACUACAAAAAGAUCGGCGAGGAAUGCGGCAUCUCCGCUGGCGCCGCCAGCAAGCGCAUGAGCCGCCUCAAGAAGGCCAUCAAGGAAGGAAAAGAGACAAACCUCGACGUCCGCUACCUGUGGUCUUGCAUUCGGUUGUCGGACAUGGACAAUGUCGACUUCAAGGCUGUGGGCGCUGAGCUCAGCCUCAAUCCUGGCGCGGCAUCCAAGCGCUGGUCGCGCCUGAAGCAGGCACUCGAGCGUGGUGAGACGGGCUCCACCGGCCCGGCCACCGGUGCUGACGUUGGAAAGCAAGGCGGCGCCAGAAACGGCAAGAAGCGUCAGAACGCUGAAAUUGCAAGCGAUCAAGAGCCUGACGCUGCCAAUGCCAAGAAGGCAAAGAGCAAGCCUGGCACUACUCGCAAGACCAAGGUCGAGGAGAAGAUUGGCAACGAUGACGACGGUGCUGCAGAGCCUCUCAGGGAAGCAGUCACGACUGGCGCUAAGAACAAGAAGUCAACCGUCGACGCCGACACCGACGUCACCCGCGUCACUGCCGAGACGCCCAAGGCCAAGUCUGCUCCUCGCCUUCGCCGCCCCAGACCCUUGACGGAUGAGGAGAUAUACAAGAAACUCGAUGUCGACGAGGCUGAGAUUCUGGAGAAGCGUAGCAUGGGCCCCAACCCAGUUCGCGCCUACCCCAAGGCUCACAACCUUACUGACACCUUCCAUGCCCUGCGCACGCCCGACGGCAAGGAAGUCGCCCCCAUCAGCGGUGUCUUCGACAACAUCAUCUCCCCCGGCGGCGCCCCCGCUGGCGGCUACCCCACGCCGACUGACAACAGGGUUUUGCCGAGCGAGCAGCAGCAACAGAACAAGCCCAAUUCGCAGGAAAUCUUCGCCGAGGAUGCUAUGAUGAGCCCGAGCGGCGGCGGCGGUAGCACCGCCGAUAGCACCAUCACAGCCGACCAGCAAUCCUCGACUAAGAAUAGCAAAAGCAAUGGCAGCGUUGUUGGCGAUGACUGGUUCCAGGUCCCACAGAACCUACCGAAUCCCUUUGUCGACAGCGGCGCUAACGGCGGCGGUCGUGCUGCCCGCGUUGACUACAUGUCUGCGUUCUUCCUCAGCAAUGAUGAUGUGCCGGGCGAUGAUGAGGAGUAUUGCUGA
Molecule: messenger RNA, 1215 nt
Organism: Diplodia corticola
Lineage: Eukaryota; Fungi; Ascomycota; Dothideomycetes; Botryosphaeriales; Botryosphaeriaceae
Exons: 3
Coding region: 1-1215 (404 amino acids)
Source: RefSeq, a predicted model, not a curated record